CCACCAUGUAAGAUCCAGUAGAGCAUGUGCUCCAAGGUGGUCUAUAAGUCCUUGGAUAGAUGUGGCAUGUAUCGGCGUGAAUGUGAUCGGAAAGCGAGGAGAGAGAUGGGGAGAAGGCCUUGUUGCUCCAAGGAGGGACUCAACAGGGGAGCGUGGUCUGCUCGAGAAGACCAGAUCCUUACUGACUACAUUACGACACAUGGCGAGGGUAAGUGGCGAGACCUCCCCGAGAGUGCAGGGUUGAAAAGGUGCGGUAAAAGCUGCAGGCUCCGGUGGCUGAACUACUUGAGGCCGGACAUCAAGAGAGGCAACAUCACGGAAGAUGAAGAGAACCUCAUCGUCAGGCUCCAUGCACUUCUGGGAAAUAGAUGGUCGCUCAUAGCAGGCAGAUUACCGGGGAGAACCGACAAUGAAAUCAAGAACUACUGGAACACGUACCUCGGCAAGAAAACGUCGCCUCAGCUCUGCAUCAGAGGAUCAUCAAGACGGAAGGAAAACAAGAAAGGAGAGUCGUCGGUAGAAGAAGUGAAGGCAAGGGAUGGGCAACCGAGUCAGGUGAUUCGGACCACGGCUGUGAGGUGCAACAAGGUCUACCUCCCAUCGCUACGAGAAGAGCUACUACCGACCGAUAAUUACCAUAGCUAUGAGCUUACUCACCACAAUGAGAGCACGUCUUCGUUGGUCCUUCGAGAUGCUGGCCCUGUCGAUUUUCUUGCGGACUUCGACAUGGAUGAACUCAUUUCGAGCUUCGAGGAUGAUGGCCUCUUGCAACGAUGUAUUGACGAAGCCCACGACGACGGCAACUUCAACUCGCUAUGGUUCUGCGACGCCGUGCAGCAAGAUGCGAGAGAAGGUACUGGCUGCCCGGAAUCGCAUGCAGCCUUUGAGCUUGAAAGCUUGGCUUCUCCGAUGGAUUCUGCAGAAGGCGAGCAAAAGAAUUAAUGGAGGGCGAAGCAAAGGUAUCUUGGGAGUCACCCAUUUCCACUUUAUGUCGGAUGCAUUCAUGUGUUGGACCAUAAAAGUAAUAAUCCCCCUUCUUCGGCUCCUCGGAUAAGUUUAUGGGUGAUUUCUCUGUAAAAAUCCUUUAUUCAGCUUUUCUCGAAA
Musa acuminata AAA Group (dessert banana) is the source of this 1104-nucleotide messenger RNA. RefSeq names its product transcription factor MYB1-like. The coding region runs from base 25 to 942 and encodes 305 amino acids. NCBI's taxonomy places the organism in Eukaryota, Viridiplantae, Streptophyta, Magnoliopsida, Zingiberales, Musaceae. The transcript is spliced from 3 exons. The record is from RefSeq and is a predicted model, not a curated record.